CGACUAACUAUAUGAUCGAUCGAGUUCUCCUGAGUGAGAUUACCGUUCUCUUCAUCGAGAUCCGUAGUCUCUCCUUGGAGUUCCAGUUUUAGGGUGUCGAUUCCGAUAGUUGUUUAGGAGCUGUGUUGGUCGAUUUAUUGCUUUCCGUUCUUGCGAUUUCGUCUUGUUGGGUCUUUUCUUUUCGGGUUUGGGGGUUUCUGGUUACGUUAGGGUUUGUUAUUUUAUUUUCCUUUCUGCUUCCUUUUCUUAUGCUCUUUGUCUUCUGGCUUGGUUUCUGAUCCGUCGAUUAGUAGGCAGUCUUACUGUAUGGAACAGGAUAUUAGCGAGCUUCUCCUAAAAAUUAAAAUCUCCAAGAAGGAGGAUGAGAAUGUGGAACUAUCAGAGGUGGACAUUGCUCAAGGUCUGCGAGAAUGUCAAUUGAGUCUGAUAGGGCAGUUUUAUGGGGAAAAGCAGAUAAACUUCAGCGGAAUGAUGACAACUCUUACGGGUAUUUGGGCGAGGAAACCAUUUAAGGUCCGGAAUUUAGGGGAAAACAAAUUUCAGUUCAUAUUCCAAGCUGAAGAAGAUAAAGAGAAGAUCUUGUCCGGUAAAACCUGGUCUUUCGACGGACAAUAUCUGCUUUUGAAAAAUUGGAACCCGGAGGACCUCACCUUUUCAGAGGAAGAGUUGUGUAUUCGCAUCUGGGUGCAAGUUUGGAAUCUUCCUCUUCAUUGGAUGUCAAUGGAAGCAGGGGCGAAGAUAGGGCAGAAAAUUGGCCGUGUUAUUAAUGUGAUCAUGCCGGGAGCAGGGAGUGUUAAAGGUCAAGUUAUCAAGAUUUUGGUGGAGCUGAAUUUAAAGGAGCCAAUACCCAGAGGCACCAAACUGACGGUGGGCAACGAGAAUAGAUGGGUGGAAUUCAGGAAUUGCCAAUUGAAAAAAGAAGAUCUCAAGAGGAAUGUGCUUAAUGUUGGUCAAUACGGAGAGUGGUUAAGAUCUAAUUACAUAAAUAUUGGGGAGAGUAGAAAUUCUUAUUCGAUAAAUUCUGAUGGCUUAGCUAGUGAGCCUGAGAGCCAUGGUUCUCCCAAAAAAUUCUCUUCUCCAAUCAUUCCAGAGAAGGAGGGUUCUCCAGGGAAUGGGGUUAGAGAUGUGGGUAGUAGUGGGUUAUCUAAACAGGGAGAUCUGAGAGGGGACCCUUGUAUUUCUAAGGGUAAAGAGGUUAAUAUAGGUAGGGAGGAGGGUGAGAGGGCAGGGCUUAGUGAGGUUGAGUAUUGUGAGGGGUCUGCUUUAUGUGAUGAUCAACUGGUGGAGGUUAAUAUUCAACCUUCAACUAUAGGGGAAAGAGUUAUUCUGAAAAAGAAGAACACUUUCAUCAGAAAACCUAGAGUACCAGGAAUGGAUUGUGAUAACACAUCUGUGGAAGCAGAGGGUGGUCAUAAUCAACAACUGGUUGAGAUGUCCCUAGAACUUGGUGGCAAUGCGCCCUGUGUAGUUUUCGACGAUGCAGCUCUUGACGUUGCUUUAAAUGGAAUUGUGUGUACUCUGGCAACAAAAUUCCAUAACAGUGGCCAAACAUGUGUCUGCGCAAAUAGAAUACUAGUGCAAGAAGGUAUAUAUGAGAAAUUUGCACAUGCCUUUUCAAAUGCGGUUGAGAGCAUGAAAGUUGGGAAUGGCUUUGGCGAUGGUGUGGUACAGGGCCCUUUGAUAAAUGAUGCUGCAGUACAUAAAGUUAGUUUCUGUUCACAUUUGCAAUGUAUGUUAUACAAACCUUGCACUUUACCUGUAAAUGACCAUCUUAGAGUUGACUCGCAGGUUGAAUCGUUGGUCCAAGAUGCCAUCUCAAAGGGAGCUAAAGUCCGCAUUGGCGGCAAGAGACACAGACUUGGGAUGACAUUUUAUGAGCCUACGGUGAUAACUGAGGUCAACAGUGACCUGCUGAUAUCAAGGGAGGAAGUAUUUGGGCCGAUUGCACCUCUUCUUAAAUAUAAAACCGAGGAAGAAGCUAUUUGCAUGGCCAACAACACCAAUGCAGGUCUGGCUGCCUACAUCUUCACAACAAAUAUUCAACGAUCUUGGCGUGUACGUGAAGCUCUUGAGUAUGGGCUUGUUGGAGUCAACGAAGGACUAAUCUCGACUGAGGUGGCCCCAUUCGGAGGCGUGAAGCAAUCUAGCCUUGUCCGUGAAGGGUCAAAGUAUGGGAUGGAUGAAUAUUUAGAAGUUGGCGUGGUGCUUUGCAUUGUCAAAGCCGGAACACAUAGUUGACAUGGAAUUUGGCGCUAUCUUUGUGUGAUGGAUGAGUGUUGAA
Messenger RNA from Striga asiatica, 2281 nucleotides. The record is from the annotation of a GenBank genome assembly. NCBI's taxonomy places the organism in Eukaryota, Viridiplantae, Streptophyta, Magnoliopsida, Lamiales, Orobanchaceae.